Messenger RNA from Cololabis saira (Pacific saury), 3199 nucleotides. It is a transcript of the gene chata, whose product is annotated as choline O-acetyltransferase a. The transcript is spliced from 15 exons. Lineage: Eukaryota; Metazoa; Chordata; Actinopteri; Beloniformes; Belonidae. Gene Ontology annotation, biological process: acetylcholine biosynthetic process; neuromuscular synaptic transmission. Gene Ontology annotation, cellular component: neuron projection; cytoplasm. The record is from RefSeq and is a predicted model, not a curated record. Gene Ontology annotation, molecular function: choline O-acetyltransferase activity. The coding region runs from base 211 to 2277 and encodes 688 amino acids.
ACCUGUGCUCAUAACAUGUCGGGGAUUGAAAGAUGCUUGAAAUCACAAAUGGAUGGAAGUUGAGAAACUUUAAACAAUUUCGGCCAGAAACUGAUUUAAAUAUGGACCAAACUAAGGAUCUCUCGUGAGCACCAAGAGAAGAGGUGGCUUUUGUUCAACCUGAGUCUGCUUCACAAACCAACAGCUUGACAGCUCCUCUUCACCGCCACAAUGCCUGUUCAAGACCGAGAGCCUUCCAAAGAUUUAGGGGAUGGACGUACCGUUCAGGGUUUGCCAAAGCUACCGCUGCCUGACCUGAAAGACACAUUGGACAUGUACCUGAGGUGCAUGAAGCACCUGCUCACUGAAGAGCAAUUCAACCAGACUCAAAAGACAGUGAAGCAGUUUGGAGCCCCUGGAGGAGUGGGAGAGCUACUGCAGAGCAAACUGGUGGAGAGGCGGGAGAAAAAGGCAAACUGGUUGUAUGAUUAUUGGCUCAAUGAUAUGUACCUGAACAACAGACUGGCUCUGCCCAUCAACUCCAGCCCUGCCAUGGUUUUCCCACACCAGAACUUCAGGGCUCCAAUCGACUCUUUAAGGUUUGCUGCACACUUAAUUUCUGGAGUUUUGGAGUACAAGACUCUUCUGGAUGACCGUGCUCUACCUGUGGACUAUGCCCGGGGCCAGCUGGCUGGAACUCCUCUCUGCAUGGAGCAGUACUAUCGCCUUUUCACAUCUUACCGUCUACCGGGGCCUGAGAGGGACACACUAGUGGCCCAGGAGAGCAGCGUGAUGCCAGAACCUGAACACAUAAUUGUGGCUUGUAAAAACCAGUUCUUUGUUCUGGAUGUGGUGAUCAACUUCCGCAGACUGAAUGAAAGAGACCUGCUAACUCAGCUGCAGAAGAUAGUGAAGAUGGCCAAAAGUGAGGAGGAGCAUCUCCCUCCUAUAGGUCUCCUUACUUCAGAUGGACGGACAGAGUGGGCAGAGUCUCGCAGUGUGCUAAUAAGAGAGUCAACCAACAGGGACUCACUGGACAUGAUUGAGCGUUGCCUUUGUCUCGUCUGUCUGGACGACGCGGGCGGUCCUGAGCUAAGUGACACCACAAAGGCCACGCUGAUGCUCCACGGCGGCGGUGCGACUAAGAACGGGGGCAACCGUUGGUACGACAAGCCAAUGCAGUUUGUUGUAGGAGCUGAUGGCUGCUGUGGAGUCGUGUGUGAACACUCCCCUUUUGAAGGAAUUGUCCUCGUGCAGUGCACAGAGUAUCUCCUCAAAUACAUGAUUGGUAGCCCGUCUAAGCUGGUCAGGGCUGCAAGUGUGAGCGAACUGCCUGCACCACGCAGACUGCGCUGGAAAUGUACCCCUGAGAUACACAAGCUCCUUGCCUGUUCUGCUGACAAACUCCAAAGAUCGGUGAAAAAUCUGGACAUGAACGUCCACAAGUUUUGUGAUUAUGGGAAAGAGUUCAUCAAGAAGCAGAAAAUGAGUCCAGAUGCCUACAUCCAGGUUGCUUUACAGUUAGCAUAUUACCGCUGUCAUGGCAGACCGGUGUCGACCUAUGAGAGUGCUUCUAUACGUCGCUUUCAGCAAGGGAGGGUAGACAACAUUCGCUCAGCCACACCUGAGGCCCUGGUUUUUGUCAAAGCAAUGACUGAUGGGAAUCUCAGCUCAAGCGACACGGAGAAGCUGGGAAUGUUGCAGACUGCCAUAACCGCACAGACAAAGUACACCAUCCUGUCAAUAACAGGGAUGGCAAUAGACAAUCACCUACUAGGACUACGAGAAAUCGCACAGGAAAUGAAGAUGGAGAAGCCAGAAAUCUUCACAGAUGAGGCGUAUCUCAUCAGUAAUCAGUUCAUUCUCUCUACAAGUCAGGUCCCAACUACUGUUGAGAUGUUCUGCUGCUAUGGACCCGUGGUUCCAAAUGGAUACGGCGCGUGCUACAACCCUCAGUCAGACCACAUCAUCUUCUCUGUGUCCAGCUUCCGAGAGAGCCCUCAGACGUGUUCAGCAGAUUAUGUAAAGUGCUUGGUGCAGGGUCUCCUGGACAUGAGGGAUCUGUGCAAUAAAUGCAACUCUGAUCCAGCCGAGCAAAGGAGCCGCCAGACGCUGGAGAUGCACACGCAAACAGAAACAACCCCGGAAGAGAAAACGCAGCAGAGGCCGUCUGAGCCGACAAAGAGUCAGCAAACGCUCCUGCAGGUUCUGGUAAGGACUCCAGACCAGACCUAUGUGGAGGCCCAGACCCAGACUUCAGCACAAAAAGAAGCUAUGAAGAAUGGGACUAAAUUAUAGGAAACUGUCAGUAUCUGUAAUAUUAGUGUUGGUGUGAUUUUAAAUAUCUGCUUUUGUCCAGCAAUAGUUUAUUCCUCUAGACUAGAGUCUCACACAGAACCAACACCAUAACUGUGAUACUAAAUGUUAUGUAGAGGUGUAUUAUUACAUAUCAGAGUCUGUAUUUUAUUAUGAUAAUCUAAUGAACUUAUAUCAAAGGUACAUUAUUUUUAUCAUUUUUAUGGCUGUUGUCUAUAUAGAUAUGAACAUUAGAAUCAGAUUUAAGCUUUGAUUGUUAUUUGCACAAAACUGAAAUGCAUCAGCCAAAGAAAAGAGUGAAUUUAUCGAUAGAUAACCAGGCUACAUGUCUGUAUUGCUUGGUAAAUGAACACACACAGCCAGUUGGUUUGACAGAUCAGAGACAACGAGUGGGAUUUGACAAAUGUCUAAUGCCAACUUGCAAAAUGUAUGCUGCUAUAUUUUUCCUCAAGACAGUGAAAAUGCAAUCUUCUGUGAAAUUUCUAUGCGCUCUGUCCUUAUUAAGAGAAUAUUAUACCGACAAAACUUGUUGUAUCAUUAAAGUAUUUGCUUAAAAAAUGUAUGCUUGUGUAAAAUCCAUCACCAGUCUGUUCAUACUGUGCUGUAUUACUGAGACCUAAACUGUGUUUGUGCAUAAUCAAUAGAGUCAAUGGAAUUAAUGUGCGAUUUUAAAAGAAUAUGUUUUCAUUUGAAAAUGUUAUGUUCAUCAAAAUGGUGUGUUUGUACAUUUAUGGGCAGAAUAUACCUAAUAAGUUAUUUAUUUUUCUAUUAUGUAGCCAAAUGUAACAGCUUAUAACAGUAAGUUUUAAAAAUAAGUAUAUGAAACUUAUAAACCAGAGAUGAUUACUGUGUGUAAAUGUCGAAUUAUGGUGGUUGUAAAGAUUUGUUGAAGAUUAAAAGAUAC